AUGUUUCACCGCAUAUGGGCUGUGACUAAAAGUGGGACUGAGACGUGGGGACUAGGACUCGGGGACGUGGACUCUGGGACGUGGACUCUGGGACGUGGACUCUGGGACGUGGACUCUGUGACGUGGGACUCGGGGACGUGGGACUCGGGGACAUCAUUUCUGGAGGACACAGGAAUAUUUCCCUACAAACUGCUUUGUACUUUGCUUUGUGACACCGGAAAUGCUCGGGAUGCUCUUUAUGUUGAGGAGUUGGGUCGAGCUAGAGGCCUAUCAGACUUAAUGGCAGAGAAGUACUCGGUUGAAACGCACAUCUCUGCUAAUCCACAAUCUUGGUUUGGCAUUGAGAACAUUUUAAGAAAGAAAAAAAACUGUACUUGUCUGUACAUUUCUUAUUUUCAGAAUCGUCUGCAUUUGUGGAUCUUGAAAACAAGUGGAGUCCUUCACUAUAGAAGAGUAUCACCAGAAGAGAAUCUAGUUCAGGCUGGGUUACCCAAAGAUUUGUCUUUGAGUCAAUUUUUGGAUGAUAAUUUCCGGAGUCUUGGUAUUUUGCCCACUAAAGAUUGUGAAGAUCGGUCUUUAAAUACGAUUAAAUUGCAACCUCUCUCCCCCGCGCAAAAGAGCUCAGCAAGAUUGCGACUCGUGGAGGAGGACGAGGACGAGGACGAGGACGAGAAAGUGAUUUCAAGUCUAUAUUUGUGUUACAAAAUGUUCAUUGCUCCCGUUUAUGAUUUGCUUGAUGAGCCUGAAGUCAUUAUUGUUCCUGACCGCAGGUUGUACAAAGUUCCCUUUGCUGCCCUGAGUGAAAAGGAAGGAGCCGAAUACUUGUCAGAGACUCAUAAGAUCCGUAUCAUUCCUUCGUUGACAACACUCAAGAACAUUCAAGAUAGUCCAGAGGACUAUCACAGCAACACUGGUGCCUUGGUAAUAGGCAAUCCCAAGGUUAAUUGGCUGCAACCAUUGCCAGGUGCAAGAAAGGAAGCGGAGAUGGUCGGACGACUGGUGGGUGUUCCGCCUCUAGUUGAAGAGAAAGCAACGAAGCAGGCGGUACUUGAGCGGAUAAGUUCAGUGAGCUUGAUACAUUUUGCUGCCCAUGGUAACGCGGAAAGAGGGGAAAUUGCACUCUCCCCCAUUCCUACUCCCACCGCUAUCCCACCGAAGGAAGCUUACAUGUUGACGAUGGCUGAUGUCUCACGAGUGAAAGUCAGAGCUAAACUGGUGGUACUUAGCUGCUGUCACAGUGGAAGUGGAGAGAUAAGAGCCGAGGGAGUUAUAGGAAUUGCCCGUGCGUUCUUAGGAUCCGGUGCUCGCUCGGUGUUGGUUGCGCUGUGGGCCAUUCCAGACUCAGCAACAGAGCAGCUGAUGAGUCGGUUCUACGAACACCUCAUUGAAGGUGGAAGUGCCAGUGAGUCCCUUCAUCAUGCCAUGAAGUGGAUGAGAAAAAACGGCUUGAACACAAUGUCUGAGUGGGCUUCGUUUACGCUGAUUGGAGAUGAUGUGAGACUCGAGUUUGACAAGCAGCGCCAAGAUUCAGUGAGAACAG
Messenger RNA from Pocillopora verrucosa, 1540 nucleotides. NCBI's taxonomy places the organism in Eukaryota, Metazoa, Cnidaria, Anthozoa, Scleractinia, Pocilloporidae. The record is from RefSeq and is a predicted model, not a curated record.